Lethenteron reissneri (Far Eastern brook lamprey) is the source of this 1639-nucleotide messenger RNA. RefSeq names its product N-terminal asparagine amidase (gene NTAN1). Lineage: Eukaryota; Metazoa; Chordata; Hyperoartia; Petromyzontiformes; Petromyzontidae. Gene Ontology annotation, molecular function: protein-N-terminal asparagine amidohydrolase activity. The record is from RefSeq and is a predicted model, not a curated record. Gene Ontology annotation, cellular component: nucleus. Gene Ontology annotation, biological process: ubiquitin-dependent protein catabolic process.
AACUUGCUGUGUGUGUGUGUACUAGCUGUGUGUGUAACUUGCUGUGUGUGUGUGUACUAGCUGUGUGUGUACUAGCUGUGUGUGUAACUUGCUGUGUGUAUGUGUGCUGUGUGUGUACUAGCUGUAUGUGUGUGCUGUGUGUGUAACUUGCUGUGUGUGCUGUAGGCCGACGCUGCUGCCCUGAGGGCCCAGCCCGUCCGCACCGUGGGCCCCGAGGGCCUCGUCUACCUCCACCAGGGAGAGAUGGCGGCGACAGAGCCCACGGACGACGCCGCGUGGCUGCUCGGCUCGGAGGAGGCCACGACCUGCCACCUGGUGGUGCUGCGCCAUAGCGGCAGCGGGGCCGUGUGCCUGGGCCACUUUGACGGGAGCGGCACGGCGCGCGGAGCGAGGGCCGUGGUCGAGCACGUGCUCGCCCUGUCGCCCACGCAGUCGCCCGGCAGGUUGGACCUGCACGUGAUUGGAGGCUUUGAAGAUGAGAGGAGCAUCUCUCAGCGCCUCACCCUCGACGUGCUGGACGCGUUCAGCCAGCAGAAGGAAGAGAUCCACCUCGUCACAUUCUGUGCCUCCGAACUGAAUGACGAGCUGCGGGAAGGACACCACUGGCCCGUGAUCUACGGCAUCGCUGUGGAUGUCCGCGCGGGAUCUCUGUUCAGGGCGCGGUUUCCAGACAAGGGUCCCGACCGGGCCUUGAGGAACUCCAGAAACCACGGUGACAACGAGAUGGGCGUGAUGUACUGCAGGGCUCGCGGCGAGCUCACCGUGCAGCCCAUCGCGUGGACGCGCUGGCACAACGUGACGCUGUGGCUCGUGCAGCCGGACGAGGUCAUCAGACAGUUCCUGUCCACGUCGCCGCUGGUGGAGCCCCCGGACUUUGCGGCGAACAUGCGUCAGCUGAUGCGCUUCAUGCUGCUGCACCCCGAGCCCAGCGACGCGAUCUUCCCGGGGGGCGCCGCUCGCAGAUACCGCCGGGACCCCCACGGAUCCUGGCAGAGGGUCCCCUGAGGGGGGGGGGGCACCCCCGGUGGCUUCGCCCGGUCCGGCACUCUUGACGCAGCCGCUUCAACUCCUGCCCCAGUGCAGCUGCACCGCCUGCACACUCGAUAGCUUCCCUUCUUCUUCUUCUUGGUUCUUUCGGUCAAGUCACGUAGAAGGGAAAUAGUAAAAUAAUAAAAAUAAAACAUAAUAAUUCUCACGACGUUUCGGCCACCAACGCAAGCAGCCGUCCUCAGGUGAAGACCAGGUGAAGACCAGGUCUGUCGAGAAGACAGAGUCUGAAUGACACACCCCAGGCUUGGAGCGUCUAUUUAAGCUGGGAUGGAGGGGGAAGAGAGCCUUGACAAAAUAAUUUGCAUAUCAAGAGGAAUUUAGCAUAUUUAUGGGAAAUGCAGAUAUGCGAUUAGUACUACUUGUGAAAUGCAUUAUGCAGGAUUAGCAUUAUUAUUGUAUUAUUUGCAUUCUACGUGACUUUACCGAAAGAACCAAGAAGAAGCUUCCGUUCUAUUCGCGCGCACGACGACGGCGGGGGCAGCAGCAGCUCUGUGGUUCAGGAUCUCGAUGGCAAUGUGGAGGUCUCCUGCUGCUGCUGCUGCUGCUGCUCGCCACGACGAGAGAGGCAGGGUUGCGAUUUCCGCAUGGA